AUGACUGUCGCUGAUGCCCGCUCCUGUCCCGCACAAGAGCAGCUAGAAGCAAAGCCUCGACAUCAACGCCAGGUAUCUGAUGUAUCUAUUUCAAGCAUCCCUGAGGCAAUUACAUCAAACAUACCAACGAGUAACGGGAAAUCACUAAUUCGCCGCUGUUGUAUAAGCUGUCGACAGGCCAUGUGGUCGCACAAGGUCUGGAUGUGCUUCACUGCCUCUACAUGGGGAUUCCUGUCAAGCGUGGAAAGGGCAGUAAUACUCCCCACUCUGUGGCUUUAUCUGAAAGGAUACUGGGGCCUGGAGGCAGCGACUAUGUAUUACGGAGUAACGAUGGCUGCGUUUAGCUUAUCAAUUCUCGUCAUGACUCCUGUGUAUGGCUGGGCUUCCUACGCUGGGAUUCGAGUUAAAACGUUGCUUCUCUUAGCAAAUCUAUUAGAGAUUAUUGGGAAUACCAUCUAUCUGUUUGCUGGAUCACCAAUGGCUGUACUGAUUGGAAGGUUGAUCUCUGGAAUCGGAGCGAGCUGCGAACCGCCUCUAUACGCUGAUAUUGUCCGAGCAACCCACCGUGAUGAGCGUACUACUUAUAUAAUCAUUUUGCUCCUAACCCGUCAAAUUGGCCUAAUCUUUGGACCCUCCUUCACGCUAAUGAUGGACAAGAUGGAUUAUCACGUGGCAAAUAUUACUGUGAGUGUGUACAACGGUCCUGGCCUCCUGAUGGCCAUUCUCUGGAUUAUCCAUUCCUUGGUUAUCAUAGUAUCGUAUCCAAAUGUGGAUAAGAAUGGACGAUUAGUCGUCACCGAAGGAACCUCAGGCUGUCGGGCUCUAUGUGACCCCCGAUAUUGGUUUGACCACACGGGGUCUUCUGAAGAUCUGCAACCGAUGCUUAUCGAGAAACAGGACAUCACACCCAAUCGUCCCGGGGUGCAGAUUCGCGGUGUCUCCCUCAAAACCUACUGUACGUACCCCAUUCUUUCGUUGUAUGCGGUCACAUUUGCCACCUAUUUCUGCUUCAUGGGCCUAGAGGCCGUUUUACCUCCGGUAGCCAAUCGUAUUUUCGGUUGGUCUGAAGUUCAAACCAGCUAUGUUUACCUGGCUGCAAGCGUGCUUAUAAUAUUUGUCGUCAUCGUGCUUCGAAUCCUGAACAGUUUUUACACGGACCGUGUCCUUCUGUUAUCUGGUCUUAUCAUUAUGGUUUUGUCCUACCUGUGGUUAAGUACUGUGGUUUAUUUUCUGCCCAACAUGGAUAAAGCUCUUGGUGUGACAUUGCUACUCAUCGGUAUCGCCAUCCAUGUGGUCGGAUUACCCUUUGCUUUUGCCUACUCUGAAUCAUUGUAUACUAAAGUGGCGCCGGUUGCAGAUAUGGACCGGGCUCAAUCUAUCUUCCGUACGGUUUUAAAUGUGGCGUUUUUGAUCGGUCCGUAUGUUGGCGGAACCUUGAUAAACACUCCUGCGCUCGUGUUCAUCAGCAUGUCCCUGAUUUCCCUCUUGCCGAUGUUGCUUGUAAUGUAUCGAUUCCAUGAUUUCAACGUUUCCGACCGGCCACUCGUUUCUUCGGAUAUGGAUGUGGAAGUGGCUAAAGAGAGCUGA
This is a messenger RNA of Opisthorchis viverrini, 1587 nucleotides long. RefSeq lists its product as hypothetical. The transcript has a single exon. Gene Ontology annotation, biological process: transmembrane transport. The record is from RefSeq and is a predicted model, not a curated record. Bases 1 to 1587 code for a protein of 528 amino acids. Lineage: Eukaryota; Metazoa; Platyhelminthes; Trematoda; Opisthorchiida; Opisthorchiidae. Gene Ontology annotation, molecular function: transmembrane transporter activity.